CGUAGCAGACGAGACUCGGAUUUCAGUGUUUGGUCCUAAAGGCAGAUCGGGCUCUAAUCAGUGACACAUCCUCAGUUUUAAAGCAGGUCGAUGGCAUCGCAAAACUGCUGACCUCGGGGAAUUCUCUGUUUGAUCGGCACUUCAUCGAAAGCGACAUAUUGGAUCGUAUAAAGGUCGAUUUGAAGAUUGAAAUAAGAUGUCGGCUCCGGAUUACACCAACCUGAACUCUCAGAGUUACAGCGCGACGCAGAACGGCGGAGCCCCUGGCACUGCAGCCGCUUACCAAAACGGACCAGGUCAGACUCACCCAGCCAUGUACGCUGCCUCGAAUUACUAUGCUGGCGUUCCUCAGCAUGGAUACCCCACCAUGCCGCCUCCAAAUGCCCCUCCUGGGAAAGCUCCACCAACAAGCACCAACUACAACACCAACUACUACCCGAACAGCCACCUUCAGGGUGGGCCAACGCCAGGCACAGCAUCUGCAUUUCAGUCUCCCCCACCAUCCCAGGUCCCUGUCAGUUCCAACCCUGCUGCCACCGUAGCCACUCAGUACCCAUCGCAUUCAUACCAGCAGCCUUACUCCGCGUCUGCGAAUUACUAUGGACAGAAUUAUAGCAAUGUUGCCCAGGGGCAGCAGAACCCUCCACCAGCAUCAAGCGGCGCUAACCUUGGGCCCCCGCUUUACCCCAUUGUGUCCUACCCAUCAGCCUCUGGAAGUAGCCAGUACGGAACGCUGCGGUCGAGCCAGGCUGCCUCAGGAGCGCCGCCUCCCCAGGGUGUUCUGCAACCUCAGCAGCAGUAUUCUCAGGGCAAGGGUGCCAUGCCCACACCACCAGGUCAUCAGGGUUACGGAGCCCCGCCCCUUCAACAACAAGCUGCCAUUAAUGGCCAAUCAAGCGCAGGCCAGCAGCACUACAAUCAACCUCCUCCACCACCUCUCGGUCCUCGUUACGGCACAGAGAGCGUAGACGGACAUCACCCGCUGUCGGGCACCCCAUCCACGUCCGCAACGUCUUCCCCAGGACGCCAGUCAGGGCUGCUGAUUGGUGGAUAUGGGGUCAAUAGAGCUGCUAGUUCAUCCACAGGGUUGCCAGGUGACCACUCCUCAUCCAGUUCGGACCACGAGGACGAGGAUGAGGAGGAUGAGGAAGCAGGUGCAGACAGCUCCUCCACCACCACAGGAAGUGCAUCUCCUGUCCCCAACAGCUAUGAGUCCCUGGAAGGAGGAAAUUACCCAGGCUCACCAGCUACAGCUGCUCCUCCUCCUGCUCCUCCAAGCGAACCUCCCAAACAAGCCCCGCCCUUUGGUUACAACUAUCCAACCAUGCAGCCGGGUUACCAACAAAGCCCUCCCCCCCGACCGGAGGCUGUCCCUCAGCAGGGAGGAGCAUAUAAUCCACCUGGAUUUCCAACAUAUUCACAGCCAUUCCCCAGUCUGAACCAGCUGUCGACAGCAUUGGGUGGACUGAGUGGCGUUCCCGAGUUGGAGAUGGAGGCACUGCGCCCUAUUAACCUGCUGCAGGAGAGAAACAUGCUGCCCCCAACACAACCCGUUCCACCUGAACCCAAGCUCAGCAGUGACCUGCGCAAAGUCAACUGCAGCCCAGAUACAUUUCGAUGCACACUGACCAGCAUUCCUCAGACUCAGGCCAUGCUGAAUAAAGCUCGUCUGCCACUUGGACUGCUGCUGCACCCUUUCAGAGAUCUGACGCAGUUGCCGGUCAUCACCUCCAACACUAUCGUCCGCUGCCGUUCGUGUCGGACAUACAUCAACCCGUUCGUGUCGUUUCUGGACCAACGCAGAUGGAAGUGCAACCUUUGCUACCGUGUAAACGAUGUUCCUGAUGAGUUCAUGUAUAAUCCAGUCACACGUUCCUAUGGCGAACCACACAAGAGGCCAGAAGUGCAGAACGCCACCGUAGAGUUCAUCGCCUCUUCAGACUACAUGCUGCGACCUCCACAACCCGCCGUGUAUCUGUUUAUCCUGGACGUGUCCCAUAAUGCCGUGGAAACGGGCUACCUGAGCGUGCUGUGUCAGUCGCUACUGGACAAUCUGGAAAAGCUGCCUGGCGAUUCUCGCACGCGCAUUGGAUUCCUGACGUUCGACAGCACCAUCCACUUCUACAACCUGCAGGAGGGGCUCUCGCAGCCGCAGAUGCUCAUCGUGUCCGACAUUGAUGAUGUGUUUACACCGACUCCCGACAAUCUGCUGGUGAACCUGAAAGAGAGCCAGGAGCUGGUGAAGGACUUGUUGAACUCGUUGCCUAAGAUGUUCAUGCACACGCGGGAGACACACAGCGCCCUGGGGCCGGCGCUGCAAGCAGCUUAUAAGCUGAUGACACCCACGGGGGGCCGCGUGUCCGUGUUUGUGACUCAGCUGCCCACCAUCGGAAUGGGACUGCUGCAGUCACGAGAGGACCCCAAUCAGAGGUCCAGCACCAAGGGCGUACAGCACCUCGGCCCUGCUACAGAUUUCUACAAAAAGCUGGCUUUGGACUGUUCGGGUCAGCAGAUCGGGGUCGACCUGUUCCUUUUGAGCUCUCAGUAUGCAGAUCUGGCUUCUUUAGCCUGCAUGUCAAAGUUUUCAGCCGGCAGCGUUUUUUACUACCCUGCGUUCCACCACGUCCACACCCCGGCUCUGAAGGCGAAGCUGCAGAAGGACCUGCAGCGCUACCUGACUCGGAAGAUUGGCUUCGAGGCUGUGAUGAGGAUCAGGUGCACCAAAGGAAUGUCCAUCCACACGUUCCACGGCAACUUCUUCGUGCGCUCCACUGAUCUGCUGUCUCUGGCUAACGUCAACCCGGACUCUGGCUUCGCCGUCCAAGUGUCUAUAGAUGAGAACUUGGCUGAUACUCCUCUAGCGUGCUUCCAGGCUGCUCUUCUCUACACGUCCAGUAAAGGCAAACGGCGAAUCAGAGUUCACACCCUGUGUCUGCCUGUGGUGAACCAGCUCAGUGACGUGUUCGCAGGCGCCGACGUUCAAGCCAUCACCUGCCUGCUUGCCAACAUGGCAAUAGACCGCUCCCUCUCCUGCAGCGUCUCGGAUGCCCGGGACGCCCUGGUGAACGCGGUCGUGGACUCUUUAGAGUCGUAUCGUUCCAACAUCUCCAAUGUGCAGCAAACCAGUGUCAUUGCCCCCGCGUGCCUGCGCCUCUUCCCUCUAUACACACUUGCGCUGCUCAAACAGAAAGCGCUGCGGACGGGGACGAGCACACGGCUGGACGAGCGAGUGUUCGCGAUGUGCGAGUUUAAGUGUCAGCCCUUAAAACAGAUCAUGCGCAUGAUCCACCCUGACCUGUACCGCAUCGAUAACCUCAGCGAACAGGGGGCGCUGCAGCUGAAUGAACGGGUGAUUCCUCAGCCUCCACUGUUGCAGCUGUCAGCUGAGAAGCUCACCAGAGAGGGAGCCUUCCUCCUGGACUGUGGCAGCGUGAUGUACCUGUGGCUGGGGAGGGGCUGUAAUGAGGUGUUCAUUAGAGACGUCCUGGGCUGUUCUGACUACCCAUCCGUACCUGUCAGCAUGACCGAGAUCCCAAUGUUGGAGACGGCAGCUUCCGAAAGAACCAGAGCCUUCGUGUCUUGGCUUCAGGAAUCCAGAGGAUUUUGCGCCGCCUUCUACGUGCUCAAAGACGACGCUUCAGCAAAGAGCAGUUUCUUCCAGCACCUGGUCGAGGACCGUUCCGAAUCGGCGUUCUCCUACUACGAGUUUCUUCUCCAUGUCCAGCAACAGCUGUCCAAAUAGAACCGAGCAUGGUCUCGACAACACCAUGGACCCCAGUCCGGCAGGACGCCGCCCCGGCGCCUCGCCACGACACGAACCCCUCCCACCUCCCACUGGCCAGUCACAGCCCGUGGUGCCUGAAAGUGGGGCGGGGCUAGAGACCAUUGCAGGAAAAAAACAAACAAACAAAGCAGCAAAAUGAACACGUGACCCAGCGCAAAACUGUGUUGACAAGAUAAAAGACGCUCUACCCUUUACACACACUCUGCGAACUUCAGUCUUCAAACUUUUUCCUCCCCUCAAAUGUUUAGCCGCAUUUAUAUCACCCAGCGCCGAGUCUGUAUCCGUGUCUCUUACUUUUAAAUAACUUCCCCCUUCAUCCAUUUAUCAUGUGUGCUCACCGGACCCUGUGAUUUAAGUUCCGUAGCUGUUAAUAACACCGCCGUUUUUCUUUCAUUCGCACAUCUCGUUUCUCUCACUGCCUUUCCUCACAACCCUAACACACACUGCUAGUCUGACCUUCUCAUUCUCUUUGCUGAUAUAUACAUCAGUAUCUCACUCUAUUCCUCCUUUCAUUUGUGUCUCCUUAAUUAUUUUUUUCUAAUCACAAGUGUGGGUGUAGUUUUUAACGCCGAGCACUAGUCGAUCUUUAUCCUGUCUCUAGCAGCAACAGGUGGAGCGAUGGCAUAAUCCAAACACACACACACAAACGCAGUAAUGCAUACCUGUAAGAUGCCUGGAUCUGUGCUGUCUCUGAAGCUGAGAUCAUCCUUCUCACUCUCUCUCUGUUUUCUUGGGGAAUUAUGCGAUAAAGCCUUGCUCUCCACUUUAUAGCUCUGGAGAAAAGAAUAUUUUAUGUGCGAUAAUUUAUGAUGAGCUUAUUGAAUAAAAUGAAAGCCUAUUCCUCCUCG
This is a messenger RNA of Clarias gariepinus (North African catfish), 4632 nucleotides long. It is a transcript of the gene sec24b, whose product is annotated as SEC24 homolog B, COPII coat complex component. Gene Ontology annotation, biological process: COPII-coated vesicle cargo loading; endoplasmic reticulum to Golgi vesicle-mediated transport; intracellular protein transport. The transcript is spliced from 24 exons. NCBI's taxonomy places the organism in Eukaryota, Metazoa, Chordata, Actinopteri, Siluriformes, Clariidae. The coding region runs from base 197 to 3742 and encodes 1181 amino acids. Gene Ontology annotation, cellular component: endoplasmic reticulum exit site; COPII vesicle coat. The record is from RefSeq and is a predicted model, not a curated record. Gene Ontology annotation, molecular function: SNARE binding; zinc ion binding.